GCGAGGGACGGAUAAAGCGCUCGGUCUCAUUCAGGCUCUCUGUGCCUGGGUUAGUGUGUUGUCUCGGAGCACAAUGCUCAGUCUCCGCGUCUCAGCGACCUGCCACUGUCAGUAAACUACACCAAAGCCCUGAUGCGGUUGUUCAGGUCAGCCAUGUGUGGAUUAGGCGCUCUGUGACAGUGCUGUGAGCGUUCAGAGCUGUUCUCCGUGUGCAGGAGUGUGUGGGGUCGCUGCGCGCCAGGCGCCCUGAUGCUGCGGGGAGGGAGGAACAAAUCGCCAUUGUCCAACAAAACAGCUCGCUAGCUGCUAAAACACAUGAGAAACAUGACCUCGACGCUGCUUUACCGCCUCCUCAUCCUCCUCGUCCUCUUCCUCAGCAUCCAGAGCACCGUUUCAUUCGAGGUGACGUUACGGCAUGACGACUGCAUCAUGAUGACUCUCGAACCCUCGGAUCUGAGGGAUAACGUCACUGCAUACGCUGCCAGGAUAUCUGGAGAGCCUCACAACCACAUCCUUCCCUUCCAUAGUUCCAGCGACGGCCAACUGGCUCCUGUUAUCCUUCUUUAUAACACCACCUACCACGGGCUCUGUUACACCAUCAGCCUUCUACUGGCCAACGGCUCCACAUGGACCAAACCGGUCAAGACUGUGACUCUGCUGACAAAGCCUCUUCCACUGGAGAGCGUGCAGAUUUCAGACUACCAGCCAGAUCCGGAGACUGGCGUGGUGUUCGAGCUGCGUUGGCCGGAGAGAAACAGCUUCAGCCGCGUGAACAUCAGCUACUCUGAGGACAGAGAGCAGCGCUUCAUACUCUACAAAGAUUUUCAGAAAGGUAAAACGGUUUUUAAGCACUGGCUGCCUGGAACAUGCUACAGCAACAUCACCUUCCAGCUCAUCUCUGAAGCCACGGUCAACAAAAGCACCCUAAUAGAAAAAAGCGACGUAAUCCACGAGCCACAUCAUCACAGGACAGUACCCACCCCUCCUCUCAACGUGUCUCUCAAGAUCGUUCCGCUCAACAGAAGAGUGACAAACUGGGGUGAAAAGGCGACCCAGGACACCCGUCUGCCACGAAAAGCGCGCAGCGUUUCCCAGAUGGAGGUACCGCUUGAAACCGAAGUGCGAGGCAAAGAGGAAGGUCCCAGAGCCAAAGAGAAGUCGCAAAUGGUUACCCAGCCACCUCUUUCUACCUCUGAGAGCCUAAACAGCAGCUCGGCGCCAUUCGUUAACGUCGUCAAUGACGUGUACACGCCUACUGCAGAAAGCGUGCCCACUAACACCAGUGACGUGUCAGAGAGCGAGAAUUCCACAGCAUCCUACUGGCCAAUGGGGCGCCCCUCCCCCACCGAGGGAGAGUACGAGUUUGUGAACGGAGUGGCUCCAGAGUAUGAAGACACAAAGGAGCUAGGCUCAGCCAUGGAUCCUAGCCCAGGGUCCAGCGAGGGAUCCAACAAACCCCCUUCUAUUCUGCUGGAGCUUCGCUGGUUGCCUCCUCCACCACCCACCACAGUCGAUGGCUUUAACGUCUACAUCUACCGAGACGGUAACAAGAGUGAAACGACAACAGUGGAAGAGACCACUCACGAGUUCUUUACCGAGCUGUCAGAGCCUGGGACGUACCAGGUCCAAGUGACCACCAUCAGCUCCUCGGGAGAGUGCGAGCCCAGAGAGAGCGCGUCACAUCCAGGCUUUACCUUCUACCUCAGUCCUACAGGCGAGUGGCUGGAGCAGCCCAACGAGCGCCCACAGGGGGUGAGUGUGAAAAUGCGGGGGAAGAGCACGGCCUCCGUGUCCUGGGCUCCGUCCGCACAGAGCCACAACGGCAGCCUUGUGUCAGUGGUGUCUCUAACCUGCCUCAAGCCCAGCCUGAGCCAGCGUAUGGAGAACACAUACUGCUCUGAGGAAAACAUCACCAGUGACAUCAUCCCUAGCCUGACGCCCGGUGCUCAGUACAGAGUGGUGAUGUAUUACACUAACGGACCCCUCAUCAGCCCCCCCUCAGAACCGGUCAUUUUUGAUAUGGAGCCUACAGGAGUGCGAGACCUGGUGGUGUACCCGCUGAGUCCCACGGCAGUCAUUCUGAGCUGGCAGAGGCCCUACAACGUGGCCUUCCGCAAAUACGUCCUGCAGACCUUUUACUUCAACUCGGCCACGCAGGUCGCCCAGUGGACCACAUACUACGAGAUCGCUGCUACCGCCUCCGUCAUCGCCUCUGUGAGAGUGACCGAUCUGUUGCCUGCAUGGUACUACAACUUCAGGGUAACCAUGGUGACCUGGGGUGACCCUCCGCUCAGCUGCUGUGAUGGGUCCACUGUGAGCUUUAUUACUGCUCCCGAGGCACCUCACAUCUCGUCAGUGGAUUACUCCCACGGCGUCCUGUACGUGCGCUGGACCUACGGCGAUCUCUUCACAGAUCUGUCUCACUCCAGAAUGCUGCACUGGCAGGUGCUGGCUGAAGGAAAGAAAGGCUCCAGGAGACGUUUCUCUACAGACGUGACACGCAACGUAAUGAAGGCUGCACUUGUGCUUCCUCCUGGUGACAUCUACAACCUGACAGUCACGGCUUGUACCGAACGCAGCCGCAACACCUCCAUACCCCACAUCCUCAAACUGGAUCCAGCACCUCCCAAGUCCCUGUACGCCAUCAACGCUACUCACUCCGCCGUCACGUUGCUGUGGAGCGAGGAGGGAGUGGUGGACUUCUACCAAGUCAGCUGCAGGCAACUCGGACACAUGACACAACUCAAGGCUGCCGAGCCCCAGACUGCCCACUCCCAUGUGUUAACGGUGAACAACCUGCAGGCCUCCACCUCCUACAACUGCAGCGUGAUCAGUUACAGCUACAGCACACCCAGCGAGCCUGCCUACAUUACCAUCAGCACCCUGGCUCAUGAGAUGAAUCCCAGCGUAGCUGCUAUCUCAGCCCUGGCGGUGCUCAGUGUGCUGCUCAUCAGCCUGCUCGUGCUCUUUCUACUGGUGCUGCGCAAAAAACACAUGCAGAUGACCAGGGAAUGCGGGGCAGAAACCUUCGUCAACUUCGCCUCUUUUGAGCGUGAUGGGAAACUUCCUUACAACUGGCGAAGGAGCCUCUUUGCCUUCCUUACUCUUCUGCCAUCCUGCCUUUGGACUGACUAUCUUUUGGCUUUUUAUAUUAAUCCAUGGAGCAAGACUGCUCUAAAGAAAAGGAAGCUAACAAGCCCCGUGCAGCUGGAUGACUUCGAGGCCUACAUCAAAGACAUGGGCAAAGACUCGGCCUAUAAGUUCUCCCUGCAGUUUGAAGAGCUGAAGAGUGUUGGUCUGGACCUUUCACAUGAUGCUGCAGAUCUGCCUGUAAACAGACCCAAGAACCGUUACACCAACAUCUUACCCUACGACUUCAGCCGUGUAAAGCUGAUCUCUAUGCACAACGACGAAGGCGCCGAUUACAUCAACGCCAACUACAUUCCAGGCUACAAGUCAGCUCGCGAGUACAUCGCCACACAGGGGCCUCUCCCGGAGACGCGCAACGAUUUCUGGAAGAUGGUGAUGCAGCAAAACUCGCACGUCAUCGUCAUGCUGACUCAGUGCAACGAGCGCCGCAGGGUGAAGUGCGAUCAUUACUGGCCUUUUACGGACGAGCCGGUUUCCUACGGCGAGAUCACGGUGGAGAUGCUGUCUGAAAGCGAGUCUCCUGAAUGGAUCGUCAGGAAUUUCCGUCUCAGCUACGCAGACGAGGUGCAGGAUGUGCUGCAUUUUAACUACACGUCCUGGCCUGAUCACGGCGUGCCCACGGUGAACGCCAUCGAAAGCAUCCUGCAGUUUGUGCAGUUAGUGCGCCAGAAGGUGAACAGAACCAAAGGACCAGUUACGGUCCACUGCAGCGCCGGUGUGGGUCGUACAGGCACAUUUAUUGCCCUGGACAGGCUGAUGCAGCAUAUCCGGGAGCACGAGUACGCUGAUAUAUUGGGCAUGGUAUCAGAGAUGCGCUCGCAUCGACUCUCUAUGGUGCAGACAGAGGAACAGUACGUCUUCAUUCAUCAGUGCGUCCUGCUCAUGUGGAAGAAGAAAAAACAGCAGAGUCUCACCAGCGACGUCAUCUACGAGAACGUCACCAAGUCUUAGUAGCAGCCAGGCUCUAACGGCGCUCCGCACUCUCCUUUGCUUCAGGCAUUUAUUCUCUGCAUAAAGACCUACUACAUAAACACCAAAACAUAUAAAGACUGCAGCAGAGGAGUACAAGACACCACCCAAGCUAUUCUACAUGCUAUUGCCCCAACCAGCGAAGGCACAAUAGGACAAACAAACAUGCCUUAAGGAAUCCACCACAACAGUGUGUCCAGGCUGCUUGUUUUCAGCCGAGUCCCUGCAGCAGAUCCAGAGCCAGUGUGUUGUGGUGAGAGUGUGUUGAAAUUUUUGUCAGCUGGCCAAUAGGACAAAAAAACAAAAACAAAAAAAAAACAUUUAGCAUUUAGUUUUAUUCUCUCAGGAUCGUCUGUAAGCACCAACCCCCCAUCACCCAGCGCGGCUCGAGAAGGUCCACAUGCUCGACGUGGACGUCUCUGAAGACGCCGUCCUUUGUUCACGUACAUCCAGACUUAUCCUAGUGUUAGUAUUCAUUGCCUUGUUUCCUGAAGCUGCAUCAGACUCUUUAACCGUCACACUGCCACUCCCUGGAAGGGACAUUCAGUACAAAUGUGUGUGUGUGUGUGUGUGUGUGUGAGAUCAUUCCUUACUGCUGUACUACUUUCAAUAAGCUACUCGUCGGUACGACUACUAGAGCCCGAGGGCCUUCUGAGGUGAUGACAUUCAUCUGUCUGUCUGGUUCUGUAUACUUUGCACUGAUUAUCUGUACAUUAACGCUGUGCUAUAGCGAAAAUACGCAAGUCAUGUCUCUGUACCGCGCCUCCUCGUCCGUUCUCACCACGUCUCCUCCGGCUGGCUGAAGGAUAUCGUCGCUUCCUCAGUAAAGAACCUUAACUGAGCAAAGGAGCGUGUGGUGCAGUGAAGCUCUCGUAAUCCUGUUCCUUUAUAAGGAGGCCUGGCUGAUGCCAAGACUUUAAGCUUUCACAAAAAAAAGAAAAAGAAAGAUUUGCUUGGAUUUCACUUGGAGCUCACUUGGGUCCAACCAAUCCAGCGUGUGAAACAUAUCCUGUAUCGUGUAGAGAUAUGUAGGAUGUAAUGUUUAUUUUUUAACUGCUUUGAUUUUUUCACAGUGAAGCUCAGUAAAGCUGUUGGAGUUCCUCUGUGGCGGCCCGUGUGCGUGCUAACGUGUGGAAAAAGCGGAUCGUGUGGAAAUCUGUAUCUGUUUCAUAUCACACUGUUUCAGCAGCUGUAUUGCACGUUACCUUGUGUGUAUGUGUGUUGCAGAAUGUCUGCUCACGCUGGUACUGACACUGGUACUGAUGCUGGUAUUGACGCUGGUACCGACAUUGGUACUUACGCUGGUAUUGACACUGGUACUGACGCUGGUGCUGACGCUGGUACUGACGCCGGUACGGACAUUGGUACCGACGCCGGUACGGACAUUGGUACCGACGCUGGUAUUGACACUGGUACUGACGCCAGUACGGACAUUGGUACUGACGCUGGUACUGACCCCGGUACGGACAUUGGUACUUACGCUGGUAUUGACGCUGGUACUGAUGCUGGUGCUGACGCUGGUGCUGAUGCUGGUACUGACACUGGUACUGACGCUGGUACGGACAUUGGUGCUGACGCUGGUACGGACAUUGGUACUGACGCUGGUACUGACCCCGGUACGGACAUUGGUACUUACGCUGGUAUUGACGCUGGUACUGAUGCUGGUGCUGACGCUGGUGCUGAUGCUGGUACUGACACUGGUACUGACGCUGGUACGGACAUUGGUACUGACGCUGGUACGGACAUUGGUACUGACGCUGGUACUGACCCCGGUACAGACAUUGGUACUUACGCUGGUAUUGACACUGGUACUGAUGCUGGUGCUGACGCUGGUGCUGAUGCUGGUACUGACACUGGUACUGACGUUGGUACUUACGCUGGUAUUGACACUGGUACGGACAUUGGUACCGACGCUGGUACGGACAUUGGUACUGACGCUGGUACUGACCCCGGUACGGACAUUGGUACUUACACUGGUAUUGACGCUGGUACUGAUGCUGGUAUUGACACUGGUACUGAUGCUGGUGCUGAUGCUGGUACUGACACUGGUACUGACGUUGGUGCUGACGCUGGUAUUGACGGCGGUACUGACGGCGGUACUGAUGGUGUACACUGAAGUUUAUAACAGCAACAGAAAUAAAUGCGAUACUUGGAUAUCUCCCAUAAUAAGGUACAGUAUAAAGUCAUUCUAAGUGAAUGAUAUUCGGCUUAGGGUUUUAUGUACAAAGCCUUAAAGACGUCUCUUACGUCAAGAACAAUUGAUCAAAUCCAUGAUUAAAGUCUUGAUAUUUAUUGAUUUCUACAGCCUGCUAUACAGAGUAACAUCCUCACUGUAGUACAUGAGGAGAAUUUCACCGAUCCGUUAUCCAGUCCACUACAAAACUCCACAAAAACAGGAGAAGACCUUGGAAUAUAAGGGCAAGUGUUUUUACUCCUAAAAAUGUCGUUUUUUUAUUUUAUUUUUUUAAAACCAUUUCUUUCUUUAACGUAGUGUACGUCGCGCUGUGUCCAGUUUGUCUUUGGUGCCAUUUAUUGUGCAAUGCAUCACUUUAAGCCUGAGCUGAUUUCACACUCUUCAUCCUCUCGGUUUUGAUGUGUGGUUAUUGGAACAAAACAAUAAAGAAAAGUGUUGAAUCUGUU
Molecule: messenger RNA, 6759 nt
Organism: Tachysurus fulvidraco (yellow catfish)
Lineage: Eukaryota; Metazoa; Chordata; Actinopteri; Siluriformes; Bagridae
Gene: ptpro
Product: protein tyrosine phosphatase receptor type O
Exons: 27
Coding region: 316-4101 (1261 amino acids)
Biological process (GO): regulation of glomerular filtration; negative regulation of canonical Wnt signaling pathway; axon guidance
Cellular component (GO): plasma membrane; GABA-ergic synapse; glutamatergic synapse
Molecular function (GO): cadherin binding; Wnt-protein binding; protein tyrosine phosphatase activity
Source: RefSeq, a predicted model, not a curated record